AUGGCUCCUUCACGGCGCCGUCUCUCAACCAAGAAGUCUCGUGUUCGUUACCGUGAGCCGUGUCGACAUGCUGUUGUAAUGGUAUUAGGUGACGUCGGUCGUAGUCCUCGAAUGCAGUACCAUGCACUUUCACUCGCACGCAUGUCUCGAAACCUACGGGUUACACUCUUGGGCUACGCAGGAGAGCAUUGUAUACCCGACGUAUUACACCAGCCAAAUAUUGACUUGGUGACCUUCACUCCUCAUUUCCAGCAUUUUCCACGCAAGCUCUUUUUAUUCCUAGCACCUUUUAAGGUUUUCUUGCAGCUGCUACAGCUGCUCUGGCUACUAUUGGUGACAGUGAAUAACGUGGACCUUGUAUUGCUGCAAAACCCACCGACGAUCCCGACGUUUGUGGUCGUGUGGCUGUGUUGCCGAUUAAAGGGCGCUCGUUUUAUAAUUGAUUGGCAUAAUUUGGGCUAUAGCUUAUUGGCACUGUCUCUUGGUAAUAAACACUUGUUAGUGAAGAUUGCCAAGUGGAUUGAGCGCGUAUUUGGACGUAAAGCUGAUGCAAAUUUAUGUGUCACGUACGUGAUGCAGACGUGGUUGAGAGAGACGUGGCAAAUUGAAGCGACAGUGUUGCAUGACAAACCUCCGCCUUUUUUUAAACCCACGUCGCUUGACAUUCAGCAUGAACUGUUUACUCGCGUAGGAGAUCAGCUUCAACAUUGCAAUAAUCUGGUGACGUGGGGCCAAAAGGCGGCCAACAUGGAAGAAACACUCCUUACGUGCAGAGUUCGUGGCCUGAACGGGAAAAAGGGCAAAGCAGUAGUGCAGCCUCGUGAAAACAGACCAGCUAUGAUCAUCAGCUCUACGAGCUGGACAGCAGACGAAGAUUUUGGCGUUCUGCUGGCAGCACUGGAACUUCUAGACAAGCGCACGUCAUCGCUGAGUGUGUCGGAGUUUCCGAAUGUGCUGGUUGUGGUGACGGGUAAGGGACCUCAGAAGGAGAUGUAUCUUGAGAAGAUUAGACAGCUUGCCUUCAAGCGCAUCCGGAUUGCAACGAUGUGGCUUGAGGCAAGCGAUUACCCCCUUAUUUUAGGCAGUGCCGAUCUGGGUGUGUGCUUGCAUACUUCAUCAUCGGGCUUGGAUUUGCCGAUGAAAGUAUUGGACAUGUUUGGCUGCGGCCUUCCAGUAUGUGCUAUUGGAUUUGAGUGUUUACAUGAACUUGUGAAGCACAACAAAAAUGGUCUGGUGUUUGAUUCAUCCGAGGAGCUUUGUACGCAAGUCUACAAUCUGCUCAAAGGCUAUCCUACAAACACAACCCAGCUCAAUCGUCUUCGGUCAUCGUUAAAGACAGUGGAGCAUUGGCCUGAGAAUUGGAACCACGUCGCAGCACCAUUGUUCAAAAAGCAUUUAAAAUGGAACACUAUUAAUGUAGCCAUUAGUAGAUAG
This is a messenger RNA of Peronospora belbahrii, 1434 nucleotides long. The record is from the annotation of a GenBank genome assembly. NCBI's taxonomy places the organism in Eukaryota, Oomycota, Peronosporomycetes, Peronosporales, Peronosporaceae.